GUCGCAGUCGGCGCUUCGAUUGGCAUGGUUAUUACCGCUGGCUCUGCGCGCACAGCAGGGAGAGCGAGAGAGAGCGGCUGAGGCAAAAGCUCCGCAUUAUCUUUUUAACCUCCAUUACAAUAUGGAUACGUUUUGAAUCAACCGAUACAGGUUUUUCUGGAGGGAAUUGGAAACAAACCUGUGGAUGGAUUUUAUUUCUUUGUUUUGUCGCCAAUGCUAAAGGAAAUAUGCAGCAAAGCUUCACCUUGGUGUUUGUCAGUUUCUUGCUCGGAUGUUGUCGUGGUACAAGUUUCCCAAGUAAUAUCAACAUAGGGGGGUUGUUCCCAACCGGCUCUCACGAAUAUGAGGUGUUCCGGUUCGCCCUCUCGCGCCACCAGGACAUCCCCAAGCUGGUACCGCAGGUGGAUAUGGUUGACACCAGCAGUAGCUUCGCCAUGACAUAUGCCUUCUGUUCUCAGUUCUCCAAAGGCGUGUACGCCAUCAUGGGUCUGUAUGACAGGAAGACCAUGAACAUGCUGAUGUCGUUCUGCGGGGCGCUGCACGUGUGUUUUGUCACGCCCUCCUUCCCCAUCGACACCAACAACCAGUUUGUGAUACAGCUUCGACCAGAACUGCAAGAGCCUCUCCUGGCUCUGGUCCAGCACUAUCAGUGGACCCGCUUCACCUACAUGUACAGCUCCGACUCAGGUUUGACCGUGCUCCAGAGGAUCCUGGACAUGGCCUCAGAGAAGACGUGGCUGGUGACGUCGGUGAACUUGGACACGCUGACGGAGGCCUCCUUUCUCAAGGUCAUGCAGGACCUGGAGAACAAGAAGGAUUACCAUGUCAUUCUGGACUGUGAACUGGAGAGACUUAACUCCAUCCUCAACCUGAUUGCUGCUCAAAAGAAGAACCUCAAAAACUACCACUAUAUACUGGCUAAUCUGGGCUUCCUGGAUCUGAACUUCACAGAGUUCCAGAGAGGCGGGGCCAACGUCACAGGCUUCCAGCUAAUGAACUACACAGACCCGCAGGUCAGCGAGGUCAUUCAGGAGUGGCUGGACUUCGACAGCAAGGAUCUCAAACUGGCCAAGAGGAGGCUCAAGUACACCGGAGCUCUGACCUACGACGGUGUCAACAUCAUGGCGACUGCCUUCCAGAACCUACGUAAGCAGCGCAUCGACAUCUCUCGCCGGGGGAAUGCGGGGGAAUGCUUGGCCAAUCCACCAGCCCCCUGGGGUCAGGGCAUCGACAUACAGAGAGCGCUCCAACAGGUGCGUCUGGAAGGCUUAACAGGUCAUGUCCAGUUUGAUGACCGAGGCCAUCGGACCAACUACACUGUCAACGUCAUGGAGCUCAGCCAUACAGGACCUAUGAAGGUGGGCUACUGGAAUGAGGAUGAUGGCUAUGUCAACACAGCUGUUUACGCUCCAGUGGUGGAAGAGAUAUUUGGUCUGCAAAACAGAACCUACAUUGUUACCACCAUUCUGGAGUCCCCUUACGUGAUGCUGAAGAAGAACCAUGACCAGUUUGUGGGCAACGACAAGUACGAGGGCUACUGCGUGGAGCUGGCGGCCGAGAUUGCCAAGCACGUGGGCUACUCCUACCGCCUCCAGGUGGUGGGGGACGGGAAGUACGGGUCCCGCGACACUGACACCAAGAUGUGGAACGGCAUGGUGGGAGAACUGGUGUACGGGAAAGCAGACGUGGCGGUAGCCCCCUUGACCAUCACCCUGGUGAGGGAGGAGGUGAUUGACUUCACCAAGCCCUUCAUGAGCCUGGGCAUCUCCAUCAUGAUCAAGAAGCCCACCAAGUCCAAGCCCGGGGUCUUCUCCUUCCUGGACCCGCUGGCCUAUGAGAUCUGGAUGUGCAUCGUGUUCGCCUACAUCGGCGUCAGCGUGGUCCUCUUCCUUGUCAGCCGCUUCAGCCCCUACGAGUGGCAGGGGGAGGAGUCAGAUGACGAGGGGGAGGGGCCGGAGCAGCUGCCGCACCCCAGGAGGGGCCAAUCGUCUUCCUCAGAACCGGGCUCAGGCCAUUCACAGCAGAACCAGACCCAGCAGGGGGCCACGCCAGAACACACCAAUGAGUUUGGCAUCUUCAACUCCCUGUGGUUCUCUCUGGGCGCCUUCAUGCAGCAAGGCUGUGACAUCUCCCCCCGGUCGUUGUCGGGGCGUAUCGUCGGGGGCGUGUGGUGGUUCUUCACCCUCAUCAUCAUCUCGUCCUACACGGCCAACCUGGCAGCCUUCCUGACGGUGGAGAGGAUGGUGUCUCCCAUCGAGAGCGCCGAGGACCUGGCCAAGCAGACAGAGAUUGCCUACGGCACCCUGGACGGAGGAUCCACCAAGGAGUUCUUCAGGAGGUCAAAGAUUGCCGUGUUUGAGAAGAUGUGGUCGUACAUGAAGUCAGCAGACCCCACCGUGUUCGUCAAGAACACCAACGAGGGGGUCAUACGCGUCAGGAAGUCCAAAGGUCGCUAUGCCUACCUGCUGGAGUCCACCAUGAACGAGUACAUCGAGCAGAGGAAGCCCUGCGACACCAUGAAGGUGGGCGGGAACCUGGACUCCAAAGGUUACGGCGUGGCCACGCCCAAGGGCUCCGCUCUCAGAAACCCAGUAAACCUGGCCGUGUUAAAGCUCAACGAGCAGGGCCUGUUGGACAAAUUGAAAAACAAAUGGUGGUACGACAAAGGAGAGUGCGGAACCGGGGGAGGUGACUCCAAGGACAAGACAAGCGCCCUGAGCCUCAGUAAUGUGGCGGGGGUGUUCUACAUCCUGAUUGGAGGGCUGGGGCUGGCCAUGCUGGUCGCUCUGGUGGAGUUCUGCUACAAGUCUCGUAUAGAGUCACGCAGGAUGAAGGAGAUCAUCGAUGCCGCCAUGCUAAGCUCCACCCUCAGCAGGAUGACAGGCGGCGGGGCCACCGGAGGGGGAGGGGCCGGAGGGGAGAACGGGCGUGUCCUGGCUCACGACUUCCCCAAGGGCCCCCAGACUCUGCCCUGCAUGGGCCAGGGGGGCGGCAUGGGCCUGGCCUCCUCGGGCAUGUGACUGCACCCACCAGGAGCCGCUCCGACCUGGGAAGGGAAGGAGGGACACAGGGGG
This is a messenger RNA of Osmerus eperlanus (European smelt), 3074 nucleotides long. It is a transcript of the gene gria1b, whose product is annotated as glutamate receptor, ionotropic, AMPA 1b. Lineage: Eukaryota; Metazoa; Chordata; Actinopteri; Osmeriformes; Osmeridae. Gene Ontology annotation, molecular function: transmitter-gated monoatomic ion channel activity involved in regulation of postsynaptic membrane potential; AMPA glutamate receptor activity. The transcript has 17 exons. Bases 228 to 3020 code for a protein of 930 amino acids. Gene Ontology annotation, cellular component: dendritic spine; plasma membrane; AMPA glutamate receptor complex. Gene Ontology annotation, biological process: modulation of chemical synaptic transmission; synaptic transmission, glutamatergic. The record is from RefSeq and is a predicted model, not a curated record.